Fundulus heteroclitus (mummichog) is the source of this 850-nucleotide messenger RNA. It is a transcript of the gene sec61b, whose product is annotated as SEC61 translocon subunit beta. Bases 136 to 429 code for a protein of 97 amino acids. The transcript has 4 exons. Lineage: Eukaryota; Metazoa; Chordata; Actinopteri; Cyprinodontiformes; Fundulidae. Gene Ontology annotation, biological process: intracellular protein transport. The record is from RefSeq and is a predicted model, not a curated record. Gene Ontology annotation, cellular component: Sec61 translocon complex.
ACGGACGUCAGCUUUGCGGGUUCCCUUCUGAAGUUUUGACCAAUUUACGUGCAGUCUUCGUCUCUUUUCUGACGUGGACAUCAGGCUCAAGGAAGAUUUCUGGCUUCACACCGGCGUCAAGAAACAUAAGACAAAAUGCCUGGACCAGCAGCAAGUGCAACCAACGUUGGGGCGUCUAGCCGUUCCCCCAGUAAAACAGUGGCUCCCCGGGCUGCAGGCUCUACAGUCAGGCAAAGAAAAGCAGCCAGCAGCGGCACACGCAGCGGUGGCCGGACCACAGGAUCUGCUGGCACCGGCGGCAUGUGGCGCUUCUACACUGAAGACUCUCCAGGCCUUAAAGUCGGCCCCGUUCCCGUGCUCGUGAUGAGCCUCUUGUUUAUUGCCUCGGUCUUCAUGCUUCACAUCUGGGGGAAGUACACCCGCUCCUAGACCCUCAGCCAAGGACAUCCGGGCCUUUUCGUCUCAGCUUCUUAACUCUUCGGACCUGGACCAAACUACAGACGAACAAGUUUCCUUCAUCGCCGUCACUACAACGCUCAAAUUUGGAUUUUUGUGUCCAUAUUAGUGCCCAAUCUUAAUGUGGACCAGACUGUGGUAACCAGAAUGCAGCUCCCGCCUACACUUGAUGCUUUUACACCUGAUGGUGUCGGUGGGAUGAAGCAUCGAGGACCCAACAACACACAUCUGAAAUCAGCAGCAGCAUGUUGUCCUGCUGCUGCUGCUGCGUGAAGGACAUUUUGGUUUUCAGCGCCCCGUAAACAUUUCUCCUCAUAGCCUGAACUUUUUUUUUUUUUUUUUGUUAACAGCCUUUGUACAAAAUUUGAUUGUAAAGUUGUACAAUAAAAAAAAA